Messenger RNA from Pleuronectes platessa (European plaice), 1950 nucleotides. RefSeq names its product adhesion G protein-coupled receptor G4a (gene adgrg4a). The transcript has 14 exons. The coding region runs from base 196 to 1950 and encodes 584 amino acids. NCBI's taxonomy places the organism in Eukaryota, Metazoa, Chordata, Actinopteri, Pleuronectiformes, Pleuronectidae. The record is from RefSeq and is a predicted model, not a curated record. Gene Ontology annotation, molecular function: G protein-coupled receptor activity. Gene Ontology annotation, cellular component: membrane. Gene Ontology annotation, biological process: adenylate cyclase-activating G protein-coupled receptor signaling pathway; cell surface receptor signaling pathway.
AAAAACAGUGUCGCAGAAAUCAUAACCUUCAUUAAUUCUGCACUGACGUCAAAGCACGAAAAUGGCUCCGUUAUUAUUGAAGCUGUGGACUUGGCGAUAAAGCAAAUAUUGCCAGAAAACUGUUUAGAAGAAACCAGAGUAACGAUCUAUGGAGAAUAUAUUUGGCCUGCAGCAUUUCCACAAGAACAGCAAGAGAUGGUGUGCAGAAAACCUCCGUCAAAAAGAGCUCACAGGCUUUGCAAGUUAGACAUUCAAACUGACAUGACCAGCUGGGCUACGCCUGAUAUGAAGAACUGCAAGCAACUUGUGACCAUGUCCGACCUUUUCAAUAUCACGGUCACCACUGAUAACGCUGCUGAGGUGGUGGACAUUGUUCAGGACCUGGUGGACGUUGAGUUGAGUAACAGCUCCGUGCUCUCAUACUUGGAGCUGGAUUCCGUGGUGAGGAAGCUCAAUGAAGUGGUUGAUAUCAGUGUCAUCAAACCUGCUGUUGGGGCUGAUAUUGUCGAUGUCAUCGCUGUUAUCCUGCUCUCUGAAACCAACGUCACACAAGUGGCUACAACAGUCCUCAAGCUGACGGACAGAAUGGCAGACAAUAUGUUUUUCAGUGAUCAAUCUGUGAGUGUCACCGCUCCCUCACUGGCAAUUUCCAUGAUCAACGUAGCUGCAGAUGGAUUCAAGGGCCUCACCUUCGGUGUGUCCUCAGUUUCUUCUCUCCUGGAUCUGAAGACAUUUGUCAACUGGAAUUUCGUGAGUGAACCACUUCCAGACACAGAUGCAACCAUCUCUCUGCCCUCUGAGCUCAACAGCUGUUUCACCAGAGACACAACUCGUGUUCAGUUUCAGUUCCAUGGAACACCCGAGCUUUUUCAGGACACCACCAGCACAGCUCAGAGCCAGUGGACGCUGAACUCUUAUAUAGUAUCUGCCAGCAUCAAUGACACUGACGUCAGCAACCUGAGUUAUCCGGUGGUGGUGACACUCAGCCAUCACAAACCCAAACUGCCCGACGACAGGGUGCAGUGUAUGUUUUGGGAUUUCAGGAAGAACGGUGGACUGGGUGGUUGGAACGGCAGUGGUUGUGAAACCCGGAGUAUUUCUCCUCAUCAGACCAGCUGUCUCUGCGAUCACCUCACAAAUUUCGCGGUGCUCCUGGAUGUGUCCAGAACUCCCAUCAGUGAAGCCAACAGCUACAUUCUGACUCUGAUUUCAUAUCUUGGAUGUGGGAUAUCCUCCAUCUUUCUGGGUAUCACUCUACUCACCUACCUGGUGUUUGAGAAGCUGCGUCGGGACCACCCGUCUAAGAUCCUCAUCAACCUGUCAGCUGCUCUGCUGGGCCUGAGCAUGCUCUUCCUCCUGGACUCCUGGUUCUCAUCCUUCUCCAGCUACGGCCUGUGCAUCGCCACCGGUGCAACGCUGCACUACUUCCUGCUGGCCUCGUUCACCUGGAUGGGCCUGGAGGCCGUAAACAUGUACCUCGCCCUGGUCAAGGUCUUCAACAUCUAUGUUCCCUCAUACAUCCUCAAGUUCUGCGCUGUAGGAUGGGGUGUUCCUCUGGUCGUAGUCGGUCUGGUGCUGGCAAUAGAUAAAGACGCUUACGGCAAUGUUGUGGCUGAACAGGCUGCGAGCAGGGACCAGUCCACUGACCCAUUCUGCUGGCUGCAGGAUGACGUCUUCUUCUAUGUGACCGUGGUGGCAUUUGUUCUCCUGAUCUUGUUGGGUAACAUCGCCGUGUUCGUCGUGGUUCUGAUCCAGAUCAGGCGGAUGAGAGCCAAUAAGCCCUCAGCAAAGAGCAUCGGCUCGCUGCAUGAUCUGAGGGCGGUGGCCAGUCUCACCGUCCUCUUGGGCCUCACGUGGUCAAUGGGCUUCUUCUCCUUUGGGCCGGGCCGAAUGGUCAUGAUGUACCUGUUCUCCAUCCUCAACACUCUGCAGGACUCGGGGAGGUUUUGA